GCAGCUGAUAGCGUUGUCUUGUGUGGAUGAUGGAGGAGAGGCUACAGCCUCCGCUGGACCAACUUGUCUGUGCCCCGGUUUUUGAGGACUUCACUUUAGUAGUCUAUGAGAAAUGGCAACGUAAGCGUGCAGUCAUCGAGAUAAAAAUAAGGCUCUAGCUCUGGUCAUGAUGGAUGCCCGAAUGUCAGAAAGUGGAGUUGCUAGUCUGAGGACUCAUUUUCAUGGACCCAGCUCGUGCAAUAAUGCUAAUGGGAAAAGAAUAAUGUCUAAAAAAUCGCGUUCAAAAAGAGGCAAAAGAGGAAAGAGGCGACGAACUAAAAAGACAAGGAAUAACAAAGCACCACCAUAUUUACCACCAGAGGCAGAAGAGGGAAAUAUUGAAUAUAAGCUCAAACUGGUGAACCCUACUCAAUAUAGAUUUGAGCACCUGGCCACACAAAUGAAGUGGCGUCUGCAGGAAGGACGAGGAGAGGCAGUGUACCAAAUCGGGGUAGAGGACAAUGGCUUGCUAGUUGGUCUGUCAGAAGCAGACAUGAGAGCUUCACUGAAGACCCUGCGCAGGAUGGCAGAAAAGGUUGGUGCUGAUAUCACACUACUCAGGGAGAGAGAGGUGGACUAUGACUUGGAAAGAAACUCUCGUAAAAUCGCAGAGGUUCUUGUUCGAAAAGUUCCAGAUGACCAGCAGUUUCUAGACCUUCGUGUUGCUGUUCUGGGAAAUGUGGAUUCUGGGAAAUCGACUCUAUUAGGUGUCCUGACACAAGGAGAGCUAGAUAAUGGCAGAGGUCGAGCACGCCUCAACCUGUUCCGGCACCUUCAUGAGAUCCAGACUGGGAGGACCUCCAGCAUCAGCUUUGAAAUUCUGGGGUUCAAUAGCAAAGGAGAGGUGGUGAACUACAGUGACUCCCGUACAGCUGAAGAGAUUUGCGAAAGCUCCUCCAAGAUGAUCACUUUUAUUGACCUGGCAGGCCACCACAAGUACCUGAAGACCACUAUCUUCGGCCUCACUAGCUACUGCCCGGACUUUGCCAUGCUAGUAGUCAGCGCUAACACAGGCAUAGUCGGUACCACUCGAGAGCACUUAGGCCUGGCCAUGGCCCUCAAGGUGCCGAUCUUCAUCGCCGUUAGCAAGGUGGACUUAUGCGCCAAGGGUACGGUGGAGCGGACCGUGCGCCAGCUGGAGCGAGUGCUCAAGCAGCCCGGAUGUAACAAGGUCCCCAUGGUGGUGGCCAGCCCAGACGAUGCUGUCACUGCUGCCCAACAGUUCGCUCAGUCCUCCAGCAUCACACCAAUAUUCACACUGUCCAGUGUGUCCGGGGAGAGUUUGGACCUGCUCAAGGUGUUCUUGAACAUUCUCCCACCCCUGAGCAACAGCAAAGAGCAGGAGGAGCUCAUGCAGCAGCUGACAGAGUUCCAGGUGGAUGAGAUUUACACAGUACCAGAUGUAGGCACUGUGGUGGGUGGAACGCUCUACAGCGGGGUGUGUAAGGAGGGCGAGAGGCUGGUGGUGGGUCCCACGGACGAGGGCCGCUUCCUGCGCCUCAGGGUGGGCAGCAUCCAGAGGAACCGCUCAGCCUGCAGGGUGCUCAGGGCCGGCCAGGCCGCCACGCUGGCUCUGGGGAACUUUGAUCGUUCUCUGCUCCGGAAGGGCAUGGUGAUGGUCAGCCCUAAGAUGAACCCCACUAUCUGCUGUCGGUUUGAGGCGGCCAUCGUUCUCCUGUUCCACGCCAAGACGUUCCGCAGAGGCUCCCAGGUCACGGUGCACGUUGGGAACGUGAGACAGACAGCCACUGCUGAGAGCCUGCAUGGGAAGGAGGAGCUGCGUACGGGCGAGCAGGCGGUGGUCUGCUUCCGCUUCCUCAAGCAUCCGGAGUACCUCCGCCUGGGAGCCAAGCUGCUCUUCAGGGAGGGCGUCACCAAGGGCAUCGGCCAUGUCACACGCCUGCUGCCUGCUUCCCAGCACCAUGACCAGAACCACGACCAGAACCUGAAGGACCACUGAUUAGGGAGUGGCACGGGUGGAGAAGGAGAGGAGGAACACCACCCUCUCACACACGCACUCCAGACGGAGACAGAUGCCCAGCACUGGUCCGUGAUUGCCCAACCCAUCCCGAUACGUGGACGUCAUCAGAGUGGAUUGGAUUCCACACAUCACCCAUGAGCAUUUAAAUCAGUGCCACUGUUUUGCCACAUAUUUACGUCCUUAUUUACCCACACUGUUGUUCCACGUCGGGACAUGUAUUUGAUCAGACAAUGUUGAUCCCUUUGGGAUUCUGGAGCAAAGCUGGAAUAAGUAUCCCUCUCCUGCCCUCUGCCCUCCAGCAUCUGAUAGUAAUGCUGGGUGACCCGUUUAAGUGCUAAAGAAAAAAACUAACUUGCUGAAAUCCUGAAGCAGAUUGCUUAAAAAAGGCAAUUCUCAGCAUCAGUCUGGUUCCUAUCCCUGGUUUAUUCUGCUUCUCUCAAAAUUCAUGUGAGACAGACAGAAAAGAGGCAUUGUUUUGAGAUAAAAUAGGGAUAUAUUUGACUGCAAAUCUGUUUUUGGAUAGGCGGAUCCAAUGCAGUAGUUGCUUGCUUAAUUUUUAUUUCGAGUAUUUAGGGAUUACAUAGACUAAAUACCAGGAUGUCCCAUGAAAGUCCUUUCAACAUGGUCGCCAGUGUUUAAACGUUGCAUGGAAGCAAGGGCCAAACCAAACUUUGACAUUUGAUUUGAGCAUCAGCCUAAUGCCAUCUUAAAAGUGUGUGUAGCUGUUAUAUAAUUCCCAGAGGGAACAAGGAAUAGGAAGGUGCAGUGACUGCCCUUGCUAGAAUGAAAGAAUGUAAGAUAGGUGGUGAAUCAACCAUUAAAAUGGACGCUUUCUUUGUUUCACUCAUCCCAGAUUAAUGGCUAAAGUACAGUAGUGAAAGUCCACAACUGAAGACAAAUAUUAUGUAUGUAUGUAUUAGUAUGUCCUCUGGUGUAUCUUCAGCACUUUAACUUUAGUCAAUUGUGAGGUUAAGAGACCAAUGAACCCAUUUUAAUGAGAGAAACGCACCGCACCUGCAUCAACUAGGUAUAUACCAUUGUGUAAUUACAAUGCUGUAUGUUGCUUUUAAAAUACAUUCCCAAAUAAGUGGUGUGUAUUUGAAGUAAUGCUUUUUUUUUUUUACAUUUUCAUAAUGUUGCUGUGGAUGUGAUGUACUGUUAUCUUAAAGGUACAUUUCAGAAGACAAUGAGGGCUUAAAGACUUUUAGUCUAGUCAUUUUAUGAAAAAAGAUAAGACAAAUUGCAACAGAAGCAAACUCAACUGAUUUUGUAUCCUCAAUAUGUCCUGAGUAAGGAAAAAAAGCCCAGAAGAAUCCCAUUAGGGGAAAGUUUUGAAAAAGACCCAAAUAUAGCCUAUUCAUACGCCUAUUCAUUCUUUUUCUCACGUGAAUAGGGUAAAUGUCUUAACCUUUAGAUAUCACCAUGAAAAUUACUGAGUUGAUUACUUACAUGAAGACAAACAAAACAUUUAUUACACGUUUUUUGAAUUUUUUUGUUAACAUGGGCAAACAGUGCAUAAUCUAAUUAGGUAUGUGCUAAUUUGCAUAAAUACCACAACAGAUCUAAACAUUGGGUAUAGCCAGGUGAAAAUGUCUUGUUGAAUCUUGUUGACAUAUAACAGUAAAAUACUUAACGUUAAGGUCUGAAUGGAACCCAUUUAAGCUACCCAUGAGCAUAAAUACAUAGAGGCAGGAAGAAGUACUUUAAACCAGCCUUAAUUAAUUAAUAUCGCAGAGAUGGGGUUUGGGCUAGGUCGUUUCACCAAUAAUAGUCGUACCACAGCUCAACACACAUCUAGAUGUUCCCAAAAAAUUGUAAUUGAUCGCCAGGUAUGUUUUAUUAAUGUAGGUUGAAUAAUCCAUGUAUGAGAAACAAAAGUGACAGUUGAUUGACAGUUGAGUGGACCUUGAAUGAAUGACUGAAUCUCUGCCCCUUAUGGUGACAUUUGUUUGCCUCUAUAGUCUUUUACUGUAAGAUGUCAACAAGAUUCUACAAGACAUUUUCACCUGGCUAUAUCCAAUGUUUAGAUAUGCUGCAAAUUAGUGCAUACAUUAUUAUGCACCGUUUGUUCAUGUUACCAAACAAUUUCAAAAAAAAAAUUUUGUUUGUCUUAAUGUAAGUAAUGAACUCAGUAAUUUUCAUGGUGAUAUCUAAAGGUUAAAAUGUUUAGCCUUUUCACAUGAGAAAAAGAAUGAAUAGGCGUAUGAAUAAGCAAUAUUUGGGUCUUUUUCUAAACUUUUUUUUCCUUACUCAGGACAUAUUGAAGAUACAAAAUCAAUUUGUCCUCGUUUGACCCCCAUUUUGGCUUAAAAUGACUGGACUAUUUAGUGAACAGAACCUUCUAUGUGUCAGUGGCAGCUUUGCACAUCUAACCAUGUUAGAACUGCAUGCCCAACCGUGACUUUAAUCCUCAGAAUAACUAGUCAAAUGUUUGAGAAUUGUCUGUUCCCUUGUAUUUUAUGAGGUUUUGUGCAAUUAUAAACAAAGCAUUGAAUGUACUGUACAUACUAGACCUCAGUGUUAUCAUAUUAUGGCACUACAAAUGUUAAUUAAACAUGUUGAUUUUGCACAUUUUGGAAUCUCUUCUGCAUGUAGUACUUAUUGUAAAAUCUGGUCUUGGGACAUUUCAAGUUAUGUAGACUUUAGUUUGAAGCUAUGAUACAUUGGGAUAUCAGUUUAAAGACUGAAUGAUACAAGCUGUAGUUUAUUAAUAAGAUAAUGCACCUUGAAUAAAUCAGAAAACAAUCUUAAA
Messenger RNA from Osmerus eperlanus (European smelt), 4772 nucleotides. RefSeq names its product GTP binding protein 2b (gene gtpbp2b). The coding region runs from base 167 to 1999 and encodes 610 amino acids. Gene Ontology annotation, molecular function: GTPase activity; GTP binding; translation elongation factor activity. Gene Ontology annotation, biological process: translational elongation. The record is from RefSeq and is a predicted model, not a curated record. The transcript is spliced from 12 exons. Lineage: Eukaryota; Metazoa; Chordata; Actinopteri; Osmeriformes; Osmeridae.